AUGGAAUUUCAUAGACAACACCCUACUCGAAAAAACUGUUGUGCCUUUAACCACAAUAAGCGAAGAGUUAUGCCCAAGCGGAGAGGAAUUAUGAUUCAGAAGAAUGCCAAGCCAAAGCCGAAGAUAAAGGUUGAAAAGCAAAAUCUAUCAAACAUUCUCUCCCAAGGCGCCUCCAAGAAUAAACAAGAGAUGGAAGCCCUUCUUUCAACUCACGGAGGAGGUUUCAAAACCGAUUUUGGCCUUAGGGGAACUAUCGAUUUCGGAGAAGAAACUAAGAACGAUGGAUGGAACCGCCUCUUUGGGUACAUAAAUGGUACAAUCAAGGACGAGCGGAUAGAUGAUGCUAUCGAGCAGCGCAGACUUUUUAAGGAUCAAAAACAUUUCCCGAAAAAGAAGCUUGAACCAAUCAACCCGAAAAUUCCAACAUCUCCAGAAAGUCUCACUGAUAUUACCAAGGUCUUUUUGGAUAAGAUGAAACAACAAAAGAAGACUAAGAAAACAAAGAAGAUUAAGCAAAUAAAAUUAGUGAAAAAUUUCAAACAGAAGAAGAAGGUAACAAGAAACCGGCCUGACUUUGUAACUCCACCUCCAAAGCUGAAUAAUACUCUGAAUAUCCAAUAUUGAGAAGAACCUGAAACUAAUUAUAAGCAUAAGAGGAAUCUGAACAAUCUUAAGGAAUCUAUCAGUAAGCUGAGUACAGAUUUUAACAACGACAGGAUGAUGUUCCAGAGCAUGAUAAAGAGCACUACUAAGAAGAGGAACCCUCAGUUCUUCAACCAACAGUAUUUCAAAAGUAUUGAUGCAGCUGCCAAUAAUGAAGAAAUGCUUCCCUCUAUCCAUGCCAGUUCUAAUGUUAAAAGAUUUCCAGUCAAAAGUCCGGUGAUGGAAUCUAUCAGAGCUAGUAGGAAUCUUGGCGCUAAGAACUUCAUGAGUGCUCAAAGAGUUGAUUCACCCUCGAAAUAUAGCUCUGAUGAUGAUGUAUCACAAGUCAGUAAAGUCUCCAACAUGAGAAAGAGCUACAUUAGAGCCAGGAAGAACAAACUGAACACAUCUACUCUCAACAAGGGUACCUUCUUUGUUCACAAGAGGGAGAAAAGCGCUAAACCGGCUGAGAAACACCAAAGUGUGAUCAGAGCUUCUACCUUCCUUAAUAACUCUGUCAUAUUCAGCAGCAUUAAUAAGAAUCCGAAGAAGAAAGAAUCAGAAGCUAGGAAGAGCAAAAAUGUAUUUUCUGAUAGGAGGACUUCUAAAUCUUUUGUCGAGAAAGUAGGGUUUAAUAACCACCUUGCUGUGAACAAUCUUCAACAAUCUUACAUUAUGAAUCCCUGAAUCGAGAGCAAAGAGGGAUCAGAAGAUUUCGGAGACUUUGGAGAUGUCAUGGAGCAUGACAUAAUUACCUCCCAGAAUUUUUCCGGCAGGCAGAAAAGAGGAGUUUCUCUCAAAUCUGACGGUAAGGCCUACUCAAAGCAGAACACAGACGAAAAUAAAAGAAGAUGUACUACCAAAGCUGGCACCAAUGAUGGAGGACCGGGUGAGAGAGGGGUCUUGACUACAAGUCCUGAAGAUCAUCUUUCCGAUAACUAUUGUAUUUCCCCCGAUCAUAGCAACUCCUAAAUAACCCUAUAAUAUCUGAUUUUCCGCUAAUAAAGUGAUAAAGAUGACUUUAUGCAUUUGGCUAACUAUUAGACUCUGGCUGGCGAAGCCAACACUCCAGGCCCAACCCUUUUCCAUUCCAAUAAGCAUCUCAUCU
Moneuplotes crassus is the source of this 1750-nucleotide messenger RNA. Lineage: Eukaryota; Ciliophora; Spirotrichea; Euplotida; Euplotidae. The record is from the annotation of a GenBank genome assembly.